AACGACAAUACACGGCAAGUGAGGUUUUGAAAUGGCAGAAGGAGGGAAAUCUGAUCUCAAAGAUGAAACGCUCCCAAAUCAAGCUAAGCGGCUCAUAAUUGGCUUACCCAACUUCGAGUAUCAACUUGAACAAUACUGUUCGUCUGGACGCCAGCACAUGACCAUCCUGCUGUGCGGAAAAACAGGUGUAGGUAAAUCGCAUUUGACGAACGCGCUCAUUGGAAAACGUCUGGCCAAAGAAGGCGAAGAUCUCGAUCCAGAAACAUAUGAGGUAAAACCUUACAACUUCAUAAUGAACGGCGUGGGCAUAACGGUAGUAGACACCCCUGGGUUAGCAGAUGGCAGUGGAAACGAAGAAGUGUAUCUGCAAAGAGUCAAAGAGGAAGUAACCGGUUUCGAUGCAUUCAUUUUCUGCACUGAGAUGAAUACUCACCGAAUCCGGAACGAGGACAUUAAAACGAUCCAGAAGCUAGCUGAAGCCUUCGGUCCAGAGCUUUGGAAGCACGCUGUUGUGGCACUAACAUUUGCCAAUGAAGUUCACCCACCACCCAGCAAGAGGGACGUGAUGGAACAGGAGUUUUUUGAUGACUACCUGCGAAAAUUUAAGAGGAAGAUUCAACAAGUCCUAUUAGACGUUGGAGUACCAGAGGAGACAAUGAUCAAAGUGCCAUUCGUACCCACUGGAGAUUUGUGCGAGCCUCAACUACCGGGUAUCGAAAACUGGAUCGUGUGUUUCUGGAUUGCAACAUUCAAACGCCUAAACAGAAGUGCACAACCUACGUUUCUCCUUGCAAAUAUCAACCGUUUUAAUUACGAUUCAGGGAGAGAAGGAAGUGUCUCACCAGGAAUUAGCCUGCCACGACCUGAGUUAAAGGAGGAAAAUAAGCAGCAAAAGCCACUAAAGAGAAAAAGCUUCCAGGGAUUUCACCGCGUUAAUCGAGGUCAGCGGCCGUGGGAUGACCAAAACGCUGAGAUUAAUAGCAACCGUCGUGUACUAAACAGAAGCCAAUCGAUGAAUGAAGGAAAACAACGAACACCUCAAGAAACGUUGCCCAAGCCAAAACCCAAAGCGAAGAGAUCAAGUAAUGAGCAAGGUCCAGAUACUGACACCAUUGUUGGCAUUGACCUAGAUGAGGCAUCUGCUGGCGAGAUAAUGAUGGAAAUUCUUGAUGAGGUCGGUAUAGAGGACAACAAAAUACGGGGUGACUUCAUUCGGCCUGGAACUGGCAAUCUUUUGUCUAUUAUAUUCGAGUGGUUUAUGACCUUCUUCAAAAAGUGGCUACUAAGAGAACCUUCAACAACCAACGAGGCUGUAGAAGAAGAGGAAUCACAGGAACAAGAGGGCAACUGAAUAUUGAUUUACGAUCUGCAUAGGAAACUUUCCCAGUAGAGAAGAAGUCUCCAAUCAUUUAAGUUUGAUGAAUUUUAUAAGAAGCUUUAAACUUUUUAAAACUUUUAAACUUUAAUGAUAAAUACUCCCAAAAAAAAGGUUUUUCAGUACCUAUUUA
Messenger RNA from Stylophora pistillata, 1508 nucleotides. RefSeq lists its product as uncharacterized. The record is from RefSeq and is a predicted model, not a curated record. Gene Ontology annotation, molecular function: GTP binding. Lineage: Eukaryota; Metazoa; Cnidaria; Anthozoa; Scleractinia; Pocilloporidae.